Molecule: messenger RNA, 985 nt
Organism: Musa acuminata subsp. malaccensis (wild Malaysian banana)
Lineage: Eukaryota; Viridiplantae; Streptophyta; Magnoliopsida; Zingiberales; Musaceae
Source: RefSeq, a predicted model, not a curated record
CACCGGUCCAGACCGUCGCCGACACGGAAGCAUCGUGGUCUACUAUGUCUGGAGGAUCCAUCGGUGGUGGCGUCGGGCGAGGCGAGGGAAUGGCGGCGGAGUCACCCGACGGGGCCUGCCACGGGGAUCGGAGCGGUGGAGGUGACGGCGAUCUGCGGCGCAACCCGAAGCCCUCGACCUACAAAGGGAAGUCGUGCAAGGGAUGCCUCUACUAUUCCUCGCGGCUCAGAUCUGACUCCAGUAACCCCGUGUGCGUCGGCAUCAGCCGGACUCUCCCCCAAGUACCAAGCUACAUCAUUGGAGAAUCUGAAAUGGAAACUACAAAAGAUGGUCAUAACCUGUCAGAUUUCAAGUAUGCCUGUGUUGGUUAUUCAGUUUUUCUUGAUAAGAGAGAUGGCCCUGUUGAAAAGCCAGAGAACCAAUCAGAGUUGCCGUUUUGUGCAGGCAUAGAGCUAUUGGUGGACAGGAGAGCUUCAACUGCUGGUCAUGUUCCUGCAAAUGUUCACAAGGAAGAUGCUACGCUUCGUUCUCAACCACAUCCACACCGACCAGCUCAAUCUUCAGGGGACGAAUUCUUCAGCAGGUUUAGAAAGAAUGCUGGAGUAGUGGCAUCAGGGGUGGCCAGAAACCUGAACAAAGUGGGCAAUUACAUCAAAGAAAACAUCGAGGACAUAUUGUAUCCUUAUCGAAGGCCACCCAAGUAAAACCUUUACCCUAACCAACAGUUGAUCUCAACGGAUCUCCCAUGUUUCUUUCCUUUCUGUGCUGUAUAAGUUUGAAUGCCAUCACUUGUUGUGAGAAUAAAUCUGUUGUAAGAAUCUAUGUGCUUGGAUGCUGCAUGUUGGCUUUGUAGCAACAUUCCUUUUCUUUUCAAUUUCUUUGAAAUAUUGUGGCAUUUUCUUUUGUUGGCUUAAUGUAAUUCCUCUGGUUGUACAUUUAGUCAUGUCAUCUGCCAAUAAAAUUGGUGUUUGUUUGUGUUUGACCA